AUGUCCAUCUCUCCCAGUUCACGUGUCUUAGUCGCGCCUCCCGACGCCAAGUCAUUGCGACUCAUUGGACAGCAUCUGGGAGCUUGGCUUGACAAGAGGCAGUCGCUCUUGCCAACAUGGCGAACGAGUACAGUACACUUAUCAUGGACUGAACAGAUCUGGUUCCUCGCAUUUGCUUGACAAGGAUCUAGUGAUCAGGUGCUCGUUGCGACAGCUCGUCUUGCCCAACGUCAACCUUCGUGCAGUGUGA
Microbotryum saponariae is the source of this 250-nucleotide messenger RNA. Lineage: Eukaryota; Fungi; Basidiomycota; Microbotryomycetes; Microbotryales; Microbotryaceae. The record is from the annotation of a GenBank genome assembly.